Acanthosepion pharaonis is the source of this 771-nucleotide messenger RNA. The record is from the annotation of a GenBank genome assembly. Lineage: Eukaryota; Metazoa; Mollusca; Cephalopoda; Sepiida; Sepiidae.
AUGCUAUUAGCAGCCCCCAUCCUGUCUCAACUCCUUCCUGCGCCCACUUCCUUUCACGUGCUUACAUUUACCUUCCCCAUCGUGCCAGGAAAGGCGAAAUCCCCAUCCAAACUCUCACUUCCUCCCGGCGUUUUUCAGCCUUUCUAUCGACAGCCCUCUUCCAGGCCAUUUCAUCUCCCCCAGCACAAUCCCAACUCUAUCAAACCUCUAAUGUUAGCAGCACUGAUCCAAACUUGUUCGAAAUCAAUCCUUCCUUCUACCUUUCACGCCAAUCCUGGUGAAUUGCAUUUCAAGCAACCCUCAUCUGGGGCUCCAUCUGAAAUCCUCGGUGCUCUUUCCUUUCUAAUGUGCCAUCUCACUUCUGUAUAUUUGUCUUUCCUUAUCACUGCAUUCAACUCCUGGCAAGAUCACUGGCAUUUCUUCCUCGGUGCUUUAUAUUUGCCUUCCCUUUCUUAUCGAAUCAUCUGUGUCCUUAACCAUCUCAUUCGGAAAUUACCAUUAGACUCAACUCCUUCCUUCUUAAUAAACUCUGGUGCUCUUUCUAUCAAAAUCUUUCGAAAUUUCAACUCAGCAACAGACUUCCACAACAGGUGGGUGAUCACUGAGCCUCUGCCACCUCCCACUCAGCAAAUCAGCCACUGCAUUCAAUCCCUCCACAGGACGCAGCAAGUGAUCACUUCUCCUUCUCCUCGGUGCUUUAUUUGCUCUCCCUUCUACAAAAGGCAAACCUCCAUUGCGCCCGGAACUCUGUGCUUUAAAUUCUCUCUUUAA